CAUUACUCAGCACAUUUAUUUUGUAUAUAAGUAUGUUAAUUUGUAUGUAAUUCAGUCAAGUCAGUCAAGUUCAGUUCAGAUCAGAGUUAUACAGCAAUACACUGUCUCUCUCACUGGCUCCGUGUUCUCUGCACGUUAAAUACUUUAUCGCUACAAAGAUGUCUUCAGUGUUUGCGGAAGAACAGAAUUUUAGGGAAAUUUGUCGUAGAUUGCGGAAAUCUGGCAAUUUUUCAACGGAACGAGGGAAUUCUACACACUUGCCGGACGCAGAUUUUCUCAAAAUAAUACACGGAUUGCAGAAAUUUCAAAAUGUUUAGCGGGAUUCUUAACCUGCUCCUUGUUGGAUAGGAUUUCAUCACGCAUGGUUUGAUCUUGUUAAUAUAUAAGUUGUUUAUAAAUAAACUUAUAUACAUUCAGAGGCGGCGCCAGAAAUCUUCCGAAAGAGGGGUUGGAGCUUCCAACAGGGUGGCUAAAUUGACUAUAAUAUGCAGUUUUCGUACGUUAUUUUGUCAAAUUUGCUCCGACAAAAACCUAAAAUUUUCUUUCGAUAGGGGGGCUAGAUGCUUCCGAUGAUUGGACUGUAGCGCUCUAGCCCUCCCCUGGCGCCACCACUGUAUACAUUCUAUUACCCAGUUGCCCCCUAUCUGCUAUUUUUGACCAGAAAGUACUUAUUUCCACAUUGUAAGGGCGUGUAUGUUGAAUAAAAGUUGUUCAGCAUGAAACUGUCUUUCAGAAUAUGUACAUAUAAUGUGGUUUUAGCGACAUCAAAAUUUGAACCCCUGCUGAUCAGUGCGCCAUAUGGGAUUUGCCCAAAUAAGGAAUUCCCAAUGUCCAAUUGAUGGGGCUUUUUCUGGUUAUUCCCAGUAUCGUAUGGAACCUAAGUGCCAAAUUACAGCUUUUUAUUAUUUUUGUCCGGGUAAAAUCGUAAUUCCACCACACUAUGAUUAGUCAUGUAAUUUGUUCCUUGCAGGGGCGAAAAUCCCGGAGGGGUGUGUGGGAAGGGGAGUGUGUGACACUGCAUUAAAGCUAACAGAAAAUGCAACGAUUAUUGAUACAUAUGUUUAGUGCAUGUUUGAGUCCACACAAAGCAACUUAAAUUGUAAAAAACUUUCUCGUGACAGGUACAGGGUGGGGUACCCUCGGGGUAAGAGGGGUAGCGUGAAGCCCCUAACUUUUUUCAAGAUAAGAAUUUUUACCGUUUUUCUAUUCCUUUAAAAAAGGUGUAUGAAAAAAGGAGAACAAACUGUUUAGAUGCCGAUUUUGUUUGGUUUAUUCACUAACUUAUUCAAGUCGAUGUGCAAUCAGAAACGAAAGGUCACAAUUUCUUUCCCCAAUAUCUGUCACUUGAGUUUUAGCAUGACACCUCCCCUCCUCGAUUGUUCCUUCCCAAAAAACAAUAGUCAGUGUUCUCUAAAACCCGUCGAAUUUUCCUUCCUAAGCAGUAUAGUACUUUGCUAAAUUUUAGCCUGGGAGAUGCUUUUUUAGCCCUUCUACAAGUUACAAUUUCAAAGAUUUUCUUUUGCGUCAAACUCAACAAUGGUGGGUCCUAAUCAGGGUUGCCAAGUGCUGGCAAGUCCUCAAUUCUAAAGUUUCUGAAAAUCAAUCCCAAAUCAGUCCCAAAUCAAUCCCAAAUCAAUCCCAAAGCAAUCCCAAAUCAAUCCCAAAUCAAUCCCAAAUCAAUCCCAAAGCAAUCCCAAUUUUUUCAAGAAUAGAUUCCUUCGCAGAAGUUAUAGAAAGGGAUAGAUAUUCCUCUGCAGCCUUGCCUUCUAUAUUUCCUGUGCAAUGAAUUACACAUUGUUCAAUGUUACGGUUGCUUAAUUUGAUAUCUAAAUAGUCGAGUUAGUAUUCAUAAGAAUUGAGUUGCAUCAACAUACAUAGUAUAAAAGUGUGAAGGCUUAAACUUGGGCAUUGUGCAUGAAGUAUGAUGAGCCAGAACAACAUCAGAUAACUUUCAAAUUUUUCGCGCCAAGCGAAUUUUUCGCCACGAAAUUUCUAGCUGCGAAUUUUUCUCUCGAUUUCGAAGUUCAAUUUACACUGGCGAAAUUUUUAUAUGAAUUCGCUGGGAAUAUUACAGAAGAAUAUAGCGACUGUCCGAAGAGUGCUCUUAUCAGCAAUUUUAAAAUUUUAAAUUUAUCAAAAAAGCGAUACUGGAUUAGAAAAAUUUAUUCAGGACGUCUUCAGAAGGGAGAAUUCCGUUUACAUUUAUAAGACCAGUAUAACUUCUUCAAAUACUUUCAAAGGUCGCUAUCGAAGCUUGCACAAGCAUGCGAGAUCCUGUUAGUGCAUCUGUUUAAAACUGUUGCUGUUGAGCAGGACAAUAAGCAGCCCGCAAUUAAGCAAUAUGAAGAAAUCCUUGCCUAUUUUUUUUAUUUCUGCCAUAUUGGUAGAACGAUGAAACUUUCGAGCAAGUUUUCGUAAAUUUGAAAUUCAAAUGUUUGAAUUAUAAUCUGAUAUAAAUCAACUUACAUGGAUUGUGUACAAGGAACAGGAAAUGAAUAAUUACCAACCUAUUUUAUUGUCGUUUUAAAGGCGAGAGUGUUUGAGAAAAAGAAUGCGGAAAGACGUAGGCCAUCAGAAACCAAAACAGAAAUCAGGUGUCUUCCAAUGCUGUUCUGAUUGAUUUAUUUUACAAGGCGAAAGUUUCGCAAGCGAUAGAGUAGGACCGUGAUCUACUUUCUGCGAAUCGAAUUUUUUCUACAUUCAAAAAAAUGCACGCUCCCCUUCCACAAGUAUUUGAACGGGACCCAAUAACAAAAACAAAAAGAAAAGACAAAUUGCUUAUAUUGAUAGAAUGACAAAUAGAAUCACCACAAAAUUUCAAGAAAUCAUGAAACAAACUAUGAAUUACGCAAAAUUUUACAUUCAAGUCAAUCAUUCUUCUAUUUGUGGCUCACUACAUUGUCUUUAGUAGCGCUAAAGGUGCUAAAUAAUAGUCAAUUUUAGCAAUCCAUUGACCAAUUAUAACAAAUUAUCCAUUCUUGUCUGAUAAUCCCAAAAAAUCCCAAUUUUUACUUUGAAUCCCAAAUAACAAUUUCUGAUCCCAGCAGUUUUUCCACAGUUCAAGUUUCGUGAAAUCUGGGAUUGAAUAAUCCCAAUUGGCAACCCUGGUCAUAAUACCUCACUAAACUUGAUACUACUUACGCCCCAAGGUUCAAAUUUGUCGUGUCGUUCCUAUCAUGUAGCCGAAACACAUAUGCACCCUCUCCCCCCAUGAGAUGUAAGCUUUAUUGCAAAGAAAAAUCAAAUUUGAAAUUUAAUUUAUGCUCACAAAGAUCUAUGAAUAUUUCAUAGGCGAUAAAGUUUUAAAUUUGUUUUUAUUGCCUAUAGAUUUAUCCUUGGUAAAGAAAAAUGUAUCUUGGUAAAGCUUUCAUUAGCAUUCUAUAGACAUAACUUUGCUUCGAGGUCUGCAGAGCACCAAUCAAUUUUGCAGGGCAGAAACCCUUUCACCCCUCCCCAAACUUAUUAGCCGAGUUACGUCCCUGGAUUCUUGCAAAGGAUUUCUUUAGAUGGAGCUCUCUUAGUAGAUAAACCAAUCGAGGAGAGAGCAUUCCCUUUUUGGAUACAUGGCUGACAGAACAAUUUCACUAAACAUUUCACUCAACUUUUGUUAAGUGAAGUUGAGCGAAGUUUAGCGAGGGUGACAAAACGUGACUAAACUUUUCACUAAAUUUCACUCGAGCAGCGAGCUAGCUACGACGCUGUUGGGCUGUAGGGGAUCUUGCAUAGGAAUUUGCUUUUGGUUUAUUUUGUUGCAUGCGUAAGCAGUGGAAUAAAAUAAGAAUCGGAUGAAGCGACGGGGAAAGAAAAGACUUUUUAGCACAUUGACAAAAAUUUUGACUGUUGAAGAAGACACAGUGGCGUACAACGAGAUAUUCGGAUGUCUCAAAAAGGCUUUUUGGGUCACGUAGAGACAAGAAAACCAACGAAAACAGACGAAAACCUUUGGAUUUCUACAGCUAGAGCGCCUGCGCGAUCACAAGAAAUGUUUAAUUGGUGGUAAAACGACUAAACAUUUGCUAAACAACACUGAACAAAGCUAAACAUUUUUGACCAGGAUCAAACUUUGCUCAACAACACUCAACACGACUAAACAACAAUAAACAGGGUGGCAAAACGACUAAACUUUUCACUAAACUUUUAACUAAAUAAAAGUUUAGUGAAAAGUUUAGUGAAAUGUUUAGUCGUUUUGCCAGGGCAUUAGAAUCAAAUAGUUCUUCGUGAAUAAAAACUUUUUAAGCUAUUGACAAAAACUGACAACAGAUGAUGAUAUUUUUAUAACUACUGGAAUUUUUGGCAAGAUUUCGCACCAAAGAAAAGCGCAUCAAGAAAAUGUCAUUUUUCUGACUUGCGACUUGCUGUGUACCAUGCUGGUGAGCAUUUGUUACUGAUUAAAAAAGUUGUGAAAACCUUUUGGUGAGUUCGUAUUGAAAGAAUCAUCAAGCAUGAAAAGGCAUUAUACGGUGCAAACAAGGUAAAUCAAACCACCCUUUUUCGUGUUCCCUCUGAUAAAGGAGGGGGGCCUUCGACGAAGGGGGGCAGGGGGCCAUGGCCCUCUCACGUUUUUGCAAAACAGUAAAGCUUUUUCAGAAUCUUGUUUAUGAUUAUUAAAUUUUCCCUCCCCCCUCCCCCAUUUUCCAACUUGCGGGAGCCCGUGUAAAUUGAUCAUGAUAUCUACGGAUCGGCCACUUUUUUGACCUCCUAGCCUGCGUGUAGAAAAGUUGAGGGUUUUUCCUAUAGGUUUCUCUUUUUACGGAAGGAUAAAAUAAAAGAUCUCUUGGACCACAUUAAUGUUAUCUAUUUUACAGUGGUGAGCGUCAUCAGUGCACAAAAUCAGGGUGUGAUCGUGUGGAGGAAAUUACUAAUGUUGUAAACGCGGGAUAAACGAGGGAUUGCUUGAAGGCGGGCACUAGUGAAUCGUUCACCAGGAAGAGGAGGUAGAACGUGAUUUAGUGAGGAAAGUUUCGUAUCGACAGCACACACACACAGAGAAGUAAAGACAGGCUGAAGCUUAAUCUUUUUCGUAUUUGAAAAUGGCUGUUUUGCCAAUAAGAUUUAUUUUUCUAAGUUGUAUUUUUAUUGGUAUCUGUAACUGCUUCAAUGUAGAGGUCAAGUCAGCAAAAAGUUUCUCUGGUGCUGGCGGAGAAUAUUUUGGCUUCACAGUUGCCUUCCAUAAGGCUGAAAAUGCUUAUUGGGCAUUGGUUGGGGCACCUAUGAGCAACCAAACUGGUAGCAACAUACAAGAAAAGAAUGGUGCUGUCUAUAGAUGUCCAAUUAGUGGAAGUUCUUGCAUCAACAUGGCAAUAGAUGAUGGAACCCCUGCAUUUGAUGAAAUCAAAACUGGCCAAUGGAUGGGUGCCUCACUUUACUCUAUGGGAGCUGAUCAAGGAAUUAUUGCAUGUGCACCAAGAUUUAUCGAUAAACCCCACGGUAGUGUAUGGUUACAUGGAAGAUGUGGUUUUGUAGAUGGUAAAACAUUCCAAGCUGGUACUACCUUUUGGAACCCUUGUGAAUUUCAUAGGAAUCAAGGAAAUACAGCCUUUGGUUAUUGUGAAACAGGAUUCAGUUUGGCAUAUUCCUCUGGUUUUGUUGCUGUAGGAAUACCAGGAGUAAUGCAAGUACAAGGUCGCUUAGCUGUCCAGUACCUUUCAAAUAUCCUCGGGGGCUCAAUAAACUUUUUACCAACCAGUGGGGAUAGGCUUGACCUUGGUGACACAAUGGGUUUCAGCAUUUCUUGGGGGAACUUUUCUGGUUCCAAACAUGGAGAUAUUGUUGGUGGUGCACCAAAUGGCAGUAACCGGAAGGGAAAGGUAUUAAUUUACUCACUGCACGGACAACUGCCAAUCUUUGCUGUUAUCGAAAAUACAGACACAACAAUGGCAAUCGGAUCUUAUUUUGGAUCGGUAGUGUGUGGUGUUGAUUUGACAAACGAUGGAAUUUCUGAUUUGGUUGUUGGAGCCCCAUUCUAUUCAGCUGUCUCGGAUGAAGGAAAGGUUUAUGUCUAUACCACCAGUUCUCAGAGCGGUGUAACUUUAAAAGGAAGUAUGCUUGGAGAUCGAACUCCUGGAGCGAAAUUCGGCUCAUCAAUAGCCUCCGCAGGGGACCUGAAUAAUGACAAAUAUAAUGAUCUUGUUGUUGGUGCACCAUAUGGCGGUCCCGAUGGAAAGGGAGCUAUUUAUAUUUAUCAUGGAUCAGCCAACGGUAUUGGAAAUGGCUAUGAACCGGUUCAGAAAAUUUACGCAUCGACUUUGGGUGGAAUGCCAGCAACGUUUGGCUUUUCGGUUGCAGGAGGCAUGGAUGUAGAUGUGAAUGGUUUCCCAGACCUAGUAAUUGGUAGCUUUGGAGCUGAUAAAAUCCACAUAUUUAAGUCAAAGCCUGUUUUGAAAACAACUGCUACCCUAAAGACAGACAAAGCCAAGAUAUCUCUAUCUAAAAAUGCUACUUCUAUAUGUAAAACAGACGGAGCAAUAAAUUAUCAGUGCAUCGAAAUGACCUUCUGUAUGACGGUUUCUGGAAAAGGGAUUUCCGGUGCAAUAGACAUGGAUGUUAAGUUUGAGUUCGACAAGGACCAGUUGGCAGGCAAGAGGGCAAUUGUGGAAGUUAGUGGUACAAAACAAGCGAGCAAGCAGUUGGUCAUUACUUACAAUGCAAACGUAGAAAAAUGCACCAAAGAGAAGGUCUUUAUUCAGACAAACGCCAACAACAUUCUCAGGCCAAUCGUUUUUGCUGCUUCGUAUGGGUACAAAGAGCCAAGUGGAGGUUGCGGGGCGUCACCUUGCCCUAUUGCUGAUUUGUAUGAGACAAGAGCGUUGACUACGCAGGUUACGUAUGUAAAAGAUUGCGGAAGUGACGAUAUUUGCAACACAGACUUGGCUGUAACUUGUCAACCCAAAUUUUCUGGUGGUCAAACAAGUUUGGUUUUUGGACUUGAGAAAAGCUUCAGUCUUCAAAUUGAUGCAACAAAUAAAGGAGAAAACGCCUUUUUAGCAAAGAUGAAAGUUGAUUUUCCUGACGAUUUGACGGCAGUCGGUGUCGAAUUUAUCAACGAACAAAAUCCUCUGUGGGAGCGCCUGCCAACGAAAAAUGGUAAAAGUAGCAUUGAUUUCAAUCUUGACAGCCCUUUUGAGAAAAACAGAAAGCUUGAAAUUGUGAUAAAAUUCACCAUAGCAAAAGAAAGGCCGAGCGGAAAGACUUUAGAAUUCAAAAUUGAAGCGAGCAGUGUAAGCAAUGAGUUGACUCCAAACGAUAACAUCGCCAUAGUGAAAGUUGAAACUGGCUUGUUAGCUGAUAUCACGAUUUCCGGAUCUGCUAGUCCUGAGAAUUUUUUCUAUGAUAAAGAGGCAAUUGCUGCAACGUCUGAUUUGAAGAAUGAAACACAAGUCGGUCCUGUAGUGGAAUACACUUUCUUUGUAAGUGUUGUAGCCUUUUGUUCAUUGUAAACAUUUAUUUCUUUUUCAAGAUGUGAGCUAUUCGAAAAAUUGUCCUUGUUUUUAGAAAUAUAUCACAUAAAAACAUUUGAUAAGUCAUGAAGAAACCUGAAAAGUUUGAAGUUUCCUUGUGAGAUUCCCUAGAUCCUAUACAAUAGGUCAUGACACGUAGGGGAGUCCAUUGACACCUUACAACAGAUACCUCACGUUCUUACAAAUACUGUUAUUUUC
This is a messenger RNA of Rhopilema esculentum, 7655 nucleotides long. The record is from RefSeq and is a predicted model, not a curated record. NCBI's taxonomy places the organism in Eukaryota, Metazoa, Cnidaria, Scyphozoa, Rhizostomeae, Rhizostomatidae.